GGCCCGGCUCCUCCCGCCGCGGCUGCUCGGUGCAAGGAGGUUGGGGAAGAGGAGGAGGAGGAGGGGGGGGAUCCGGCCGCGCCGAGCCCGGGCUGGCGGCUCCGCGCAGCUCGCCGCCGGGACGCCCCCUCCUCGUCCCCGCCGGAGCUCGGCAGCCCAUCUGCGGGCUGGGGUGUUGCUGCUGUCCAGCCCAGUAAGCGAUUUGGAGGCCCUCUCAGGCAGCUCACCACUUCCAAAAGUUCUUGUAGCAUCAAAGGCAAAGGAGGCAGCUAUCCCUCUGCAUCUGGAAAUGCCUUUCUCGUGAGUGUGCAAGGAACCUACACAACUGUAAUGUCUAACACUACAUGGGAUAACAACUGUGUGAAGGUUAAUCCACUGUAAUUGGCUGUGAAAUAAACCCAGGGGGAUUUUCCUGUCUGUGUGUGAUGCACAGCCUCUUUGCCGUCUACUUGGCAACUGUACCUUCAGGCUGCGCCCAGCUCUGCGAAACUAAGCAGGCGACUGAAGCACCGCCUGCGAAGGAUCGGAAAUGCUGUGGUAGUUAAAAGGCAUUCCUAGGUGGGAGAGACACGGUGAGGCUCUGUGCGGGGCAAGGAGCGCUGAGGAGGGAGCCUUGCAUGUGAACCAGGAUGGACUGGCUGUGACGGCGUGCCUUAGCUGGAGAGGUAGUUACGAUGAAGAGUUCCUGCAGAGCUGGCCUCCACAGGGAACCGCUGAAUUCCUCCUCUUCCACCUUCCAUCAAGUCAAACGGGUUUCUGGAAUGCACUUAAAGCCAUAUCUCAAGUUACAGAAGAAAGAGCGAUCUCCAGAAAUAAGCCAGGAUUCCCUGAGAGGCCCACCUGUGAGCCGUCAGAGAGCAGCACACGAAGAAAAAUACAGCAACAACUGCCCCAAACUGAGCGUUUUCCCCAAACCCUCCCUCGUGGCUCCAUCUCGGAAGUUUCUGGGAAUUUUUUAUCCAAAUAAUAUGUGCAAUAUGAGCGGGAAGUGUCCAGGGGAUGGCCCGAGCGCCAGGGAGAAGAAGAACGCCCUGUCUGCGACCAUCCACCAGGGGGAAGAAGGGGAAGGGCCUCUGGAUGUCUGGGCCGUGGUGAAGCCUGGCAACACGAAGGAGAAGAUCGCCUUCUUCGCGGCCCAGCAGUGCAGCGGCAACAACCGCCUGGGCUCCAUGAAAAUCAAGAGCACGUGGGAUAUCGACGGGAGGACGGCCAAACGACGGAAAAAAUCGGUGGAUCUGAAAAAGGCCAAGAUCCAGCUGGAACGCAUGAGGGAGGCGAACGCCCGGUGCGCUCAGCCGGAGCCGUUCGCCUGUGGCAUCGAGCACUGCUCCGUGCACUACGCCAACGACAACGGCGAGGCCGUCUUCCCGGGCCGCUCGCUGUCCGUGAUAGAGAUGGUCGCCUUCCUGGAGCAACGCGCGAGCGCUCUGCUGGUGGACUGCGUGAAAACUUGCGCCCCGGCUUCUGCCUCGAGGCCGAGCGCUCAGCCCAAGGGAGCGCUCCCCAGCUCGGACCCUUUCCCCGCCGCCGGGGCGUGCGAGGUACACGAGAGGGGAACUUGCGGCGAGCAGCAGCAGGCCGAGCCGGUGCGCGUGCUGGACAUGGUGGCCAGGCUGGAGUCGGAGUGCCUGCGGCGCCAGAGCGAGCGGGAGGCCGGCGGCUUGUCCCGCAACAACAGCUUCCGCAGGAACGUGGGGCGGGUGCUCCUGGCCAGCGGCACGCAGCCCGGCGGCGAGGCCGGCAGAGCCGCCGCCUCCUCCUCCUCUUCCUCAGCCACCCUGGGCCGGGGCGAGGGGCUGGGAGGCACGGGGGUGGCUGAGGCUGGGUGCGGAGGUCGGUGCGAGGCCACGGAGCCGUUCCCUCCAGCGCUGGAGGCUCGUGUGGGGAGCGCGGGCUCAGGACUUGCUCAGGCCGUGGUGUUGGCGAUGACGGCGGGCAGGAGCGAUGCUGACAGGCGGGGGGAGGCUCCCCGGCCUCUGCCGGCCGCGGCCAGGGCACCUGCGGAUGCCUCGCAGAGCAAGAGCGCGAGUGCUGAAUGUCCGUCGAAGGAGGCUGUGAUUCUUCCAAAGCAGAGCCCGCAUCCUGCCAGGAAGGAGCCCUUGUGCAUCAGCAUAUCGGUCACCAAGACCGAGAAGGGGUGCAGGAAGGAGAAGCUCUCUCGCUCCGGUGAAGAUCCGCUCCCGGGGAGGCUGUUUUUCCUCCAGGCCGGCCAGCCUGCCGCUCACGAGCAGCAGCCGCUGCGGGAAGGCGCCCGAGAAAAGCCAGAAGUAGCCCAAAACGAGGAUGAGGAUGCUUUAGGGUCUGACAGAUCGUACGUCAAAAACCACGUCUCUCCAGAGCCGCCUGCCCUCUCUGAUCCCCCCCCGGAAGGCGCUUUGCAAGCCCUCGACGCCUCCUGCCUAAAGAGGCAGGUCUCGCAUGACUUUUUGGAGACCAGGUUUAAGAUCCAGCAGCUUCUGGAGCCUCAGCAGUACAUGGCCUUCCUGCCGCACCACAUCAUAGUGAAGAUCUUCGGGUUGCUUCCCACCCGGAGCCUGGUCGCCCUCAAAUGUACUUGCUACUACUUCAAAUUCAUCAUCGAGUACUACAACAUUCGGCCGGCGGACUCGCGCUGGGUCCGCGACCCCCGCUACAGAGAAGACCCUUGCAAGCAGUGCAAGAAGAAAUACGUCAAAGGGGACGUGUCCUUGUGCCGCUGGCACCCCAAACCAUACUGUCAAGCUUUACCUUACGGGCCUGGCUACUGGAUGUGCUGCCACAGGUCUCAGAAGGGCAUCCCGGGCUGUAAGCUGGGCCUUCACGACAAUCACUGGGUUCCUGCCUGCCACAGCUUUAACCGGGCUCUCCACAAGAAGCCCAGAGGCGCCGGAGCCGAAGGGGAAGAGGAAUGUUAGCGCACAUACACUUUCCUGUGAGAUUGUUUGGGGCAGGAGGAGAUUCUCAUGCCUUGUGCUGUUUACAGUGUACAUAAUUGUCGUGUUUUUUUUUCACAGGGCUAUGAAACUGCACAUCCUUAAACACAAGAGCCUUUACCUUUUAGACGAAAGAUAGCUUUUAGUCCAUCCGUGUAAAUAACGCUAUAAAAACUAAUUGUACAUACAGAGUCUACAGCUGGCUGAACAACCUACUCACUACAAUGCAGCUACGAUAGUGUUGCGGCUAUAGUUGUGUGUGUUUUUAAGUGUCUCGUUCCGAAAUCUGUAUAUCCUGUAUAAUAUAUGAGUGUGUCUGAGAGGGAACUCUAAAUAGGUAAAGGCCACCUUGUCUAAAGAACCUUCAAACAAUUUAACUGGACAACCUUAACCUUAGCCUAGAACAGAUCCAUUAUAGUAGCCUUGGCAGUGAAUAAAAAGAGAGGAAUAUUAUUGUAUAGUCAGAAUAUAAAAAGUUCUUGCCUACCUUACCCAUGUUGUCUGUUUUUUUUUUUGGUUUUCUUUUUUUUUUGAUUUUUUUUUUUUUUUUUACUUAAAUAAAA
Messenger RNA from Oxyura jamaicensis (ruddy duck), 3475 nucleotides. RefSeq names its product F-box protein 34 (gene FBXO34). Gene Ontology annotation, molecular function: protein binding. The transcript has 8 exons. Bases 675 to 2894 code for a protein of 739 amino acids. The record is from RefSeq and is a predicted model, not a curated record. Lineage: Eukaryota; Metazoa; Chordata; Aves; Anseriformes; Anatidae.